CGCAGUUCUUAGCUAUUUAUUUACUGCUCAGCCCAGCCUGGCCUAGCCCACCUUGCUUUUCCUGUCUAUCCUCUCUUUCUCUUCUGUCACCUCGCUGUACAAUUGCUUUCUCUUACAAUCUCUCACAAGCUUUGGAUUCCCUUCAGGAGACAGUACAGCACACUGAAAUUGCCAGACUGAUUAUGGGCGUAAGUCUUUUACCUUGUUGGCCAGGAACUUCACAGCCCCGCUUCAAGACUCUUGAAGAUCAAGAGGCGCAGUUCUAGCUCGUCCAGAGGACAGUAAGAGUAACAACUGAUUGAGCUGUACAGUUUGCUUCGAAGAUAGCUGCGAGUCAGAACCAGAUGAGAGCAGGUGAUGCUCCUGGGGGCGUGCCGGCCUCUCUGCAGGCUGGCAAUAGCAAUGCCCCUUCAGGCGGGACCGUAAGACCCCUCCCUACACUACGCAUUCGUCAUCCGCUCUGUCCACCUGCAGUCGCUUAACUGACUAAACUAACCUCCUCACCUCCAGCCUUACCCAGCCUCUGUUCAAACACCUCAGGGAAAACCUGCCGCCUAUGUAAGCAGUGUCCUGUCCUUCCUUGUUGCUCUCUCGUCUUGUUCCCCUUACUGCCAUUUCCUUCUCCGGUGGAAUAUCGACUCCACCUUGGUCUUUCCGUCUCCACCUUCACAAUUCAUCAUGUAUCGACCAUAUGACCAACAAGGAUACUAUCGUUCACAGAAUCCUCCCGCGUCUACACAGCCGUCCCAGUCUUACCAGCCGUACACUCCCAGUCCUGCUGGAGGAGCCCCCAGACCCGGUGCUCCGGUCUCGCAGCAGCCUCCUUCGUCACAGAGCUAUCAGCCCUACAGCACCCAGCAACCUGCAUACAGUCAAUCCCCUCAGGGCUAUGGAAGACCACCCCCGCCUCCUCCACAAGGCCAAUAUUCCCAACAACAGGCUCCCUAUGGACACUCCUAUCCUCAGCAGGGACCGCCUCCGCCCGCAGGAUCGCCAUAUCCCCCAGGACCCCCAGGGCCAGUAGGAGCUAGACCUCCAGGACCACCUGCACCACCUGGACCCCCAAGGCCUCCAGGUGCCCAAUAUGGACCUCCGGGUGGUGCGGCCCCCGCUACUCCACAGCAAGUGGCCAGUUACAGGCAACUCCUGAUCAGCACGAUCCAAGAGAAACAACUCCAGCACUUCUAUCCCCAAGACAAGUUGGAGAGUCUCGUCCAGUCAUUGGCUGUUGAUGCUCCUGCAAAAAUCAACAAGCUUAUGCAUGAAUGGAACGUCUCGAUAGAAAUUGCCAUGGAUGUCAUUAAACUUUCGUUGUUCGACGUUAUCCUUUACGUUGACGAUAGUGGUUCCAUUGAGUUCGAAGAAGGCGGCGUCCGAAAGGAUCAGCUGAGACAAAUUAUAACCACUGUGGCUACCGCUGCUUCCACUUUUGAUCAGGAUGGUAUCUCUGUGCGGUUCAUGAACUCAGUGGAAGUUGGCGACGGAAUUCGCAGUGCCGACGACGUGAAUAGGCUUGUUUCCCGUGUUCGUUUCCAAGGUUUGACUCCUUUGGGAACGAAUUUGAGAAACAAGGUUCUCGACCCAUUGGUUGUCGGGCCCGCCAGAUCGGGUCGCCUGCAGAAACCUAUUCUUAUCAUCACUAUCACCGAUGGACAACCUGCUGGAGAGCCACGCGAUACUGUAGCUGAAGUAAUUCGCUAUUCCAGUGAAGAAGUCUCCCGGACCCCGUACGGACGCGGUGCAGUUUCGUUCCAGUUUUCGCAGGUCGGGAAUGACACUCGGGCUCGCGAGUUCCUUGCCAGCCUUGACGAGGACCCUAGGAUCGGCGGGCUGAUUGACUGCACUUCGAACUUUGAGGUUGAACAAGACGAGAUGUCCCGUGCCAAUCCCCCUGUUUACCUGACCCGUGAGCUUUGGUGCGCGAAGUUGAUGCUUGGAGCGAUUGAUUCAUCCUAUGAUACCAAGGAUGAAAAGGCAGCUGGUCGUGCUGAUGGCGCGGCUCCCCCUCCGUCGAGUCAGUACGGCGGUUAUCCCCAGGCGCCCAGUUAUAGUCAGCCAGGUGGCCAACCCGGAUACCCCAGCUACGGCCAGCCUGCAGGUCAACCUGGCUACGGUCAGGGUUAUGGCGGAUCUCCCCCACAGACCAACUACGGACAGGCUUACGGUGGAUACGGUGCUCAAUCCUACCAGCCCAGUUAUCCAGCAUACGGAGGGGCUCCGGCUGGAGGUCAAGGAGGCUACCCUCCGCAGCAGCAGCAGCAACCGCCAUACGGUGCUCCGCCGGCGCCGCCGCGCUACUAGGAAAUCUUCUGUGGACCGUAGGUUUAAAAUUAUUAUGUGUGGUGGGUGGACAAUAUGAAAUGUUUCUUCUGUUCCUCUGAGUUCCAUCGUGUAAGGUGGGGAAUUUGCGGAUGACAUUUAAUGAAUUCUCAUACGUGUUUCAAUGAAUCGGAUUUACGCCUCUUAUGACCAGGAAAUGAAAAAUGCCAUCGAAUCUCUUUGUAGUGAUAUCAACCUUGUGGUAGCCUGUAACCGUCUUCCAAAAUGGGACAGCGCAGUUGGUCAACAUGGUGUGGACCACCUGGGUAUUAUUAAUGCGGUAGAGACGACUUUCGACAGUAGAGCAAAUUAGCGUUUAGAGAAGAGCAAAGCAAUGGAAGACAGGGACUAUGAAGCCUGUCUUUUGCUAUUCGAACGGUGGGAGUGGAAAGCAGAAUAUCACGGGCAUCCACUAGUUAGCACACCCCCCCGAAUGAUAUCGCCUUUCCUGCAGACAUGCACUUUGACUUGAAGAAUGUCCAAUGACGUAUAUCGAGAGGGGAAUAUGAACCUUGGAAUGCCUCGACAGAUGACCCAAUGAGCGUUGUCAACCACUUCCCCGCCAACAUCUCGAGGGGAACAGUCCC
This is a messenger RNA of Monascus purpureus, 2906 nucleotides long. Lineage: Eukaryota; Fungi; Ascomycota; Eurotiomycetes; Eurotiales; Aspergillaceae. The record is from the annotation of a GenBank genome assembly.